AUAAAAUUGACAAAAGUGUGCUGUCAUUUUUCUGUCCCAAAUCAAUCACUGUUGAUUUUCUAAAACAAAAGCUAUUUAACAAUAUUAGUAAUUAUGUUUCGAGCAAAUAAUUUUGAUAAAUUGCUCGAUAAAGCCACAAGCAAUCUACGUUUGGAUCCAGACUGGCCGACUAUUUUACAAAUCUGUGAUUUGAUUCGGCAAAAUGAUUGCACGCCAAAAUACGCAGUUGCCGCCAUCAAGAAGAAGUUGUACUCUCAGAACCCGCAUCAGGCCAUGUUUGCGCUGCUUACCCUUGAGAGUGUUGUUAAAAACUGUGGCUCGGGCAUCCAUGAUGAAGUGGCUUCAAAGGCAUUCUGUGAAAUGCUGCGAGACCUAGUAAAGACUACUCAACAUGAGAACCUCCGUACCAAAAUUUUGGAACUGAUACAAGCGUGGGGAUUUGCUUUCCGGAACAAUCCAAAAUAUAGAGCAGUACAGGACACGGUGAAUAUUCUCAAAGCCGAAGGAUACAAGUUUCCACCGCUGAAAGAGUCUGACGCCAUGUUCUCCACGGACACAGCCCCGGA
Leguminivora glycinivorella is the source of this 566-nucleotide messenger RNA. It is a transcript of the gene Hrs, whose product is annotated as hepatocyte growth factor-regulated tyrosine kinase substrate-like. Gene Ontology annotation, molecular function: phosphatidylinositol binding; ubiquitin binding. The transcript has 5 exons. The record is from RefSeq and is a predicted model, not a curated record. Lineage: Eukaryota; Metazoa; Arthropoda; Insecta; Lepidoptera; Tortricidae. The annotation marks the transcript as partial.